UGUCUCUCUCUCAUAUCUCUGUCUGUCUCAUGUCUCUCUCUCAUGUCUCUUUCUCUCUCUCAUGUCUGUCUCUCUCUCAUGUCUCUGUCUGUCUCUCUCUCAUGUCUCUCUCAUGUCUCUCUCAUGUCUGUCUCUCUCUCAUGUCUCUGUCUGUCCCUCUCUCAUGUCUCUCUCAUGUCUGUCUCUCUCUCAUGUCUCUCUCUUCCGUCUCCCAGUUCCCAGACGCUGGCCGGUCUUGAGUAUGUCCAGCAGUGUCUCAAGUAUGAGUGGGACAUUUGUCUCCUGCUCACCAAGCGAGCUUCAAUCAACACAGAGCUGGCUCGCACGGAAGAAGAUGACAAAAUGGCGUCCACCAUGAACCACUGCAUCUUGCUCCAAGAGCGGCCAAUUAGACAGACCGUCACCAGGGAGGCACUCACCCUUCUGCUGGAUACAUAUCACAACGAGGCUGAGGUCAUCCUGUCUGAGGCUGAGCUGCUGCUGCAUGUUGAGCGUCUUGUCCAAUCGGUGAAGGCCCUGUGCAGUACUCUGGCCUCCGUGGAGUCGGCCGACCUGACCUCUGCCCUCAGCCAGCUCCCAGCAUGCCCUUGUCGCCUGCAGCCGAAGGUUCAGAAGGAUAUCUCUGUAUUGGCUGUCAAAGGAAACAGAGAAAAGGUGGUGGAGAGGCUGACAGUGGCCAUCCUGGACCAGGUGGAGCUGUACUGCAGCACCUUCAACGCCAACUUCCACACAGCGCCGCCCAGCAGCCGCAGCACUGCGCCCAUCCAGGAGGCGGGCGUGGUGAACAACGUGCUCUCCUUCAGCGUCUACUCGGCCCACCGCGUCCCCAUCACUUGGGCGGCCAGUUACGAGGGCUUCUUCCUCUCCUGCUCCCUGACUCACGGCGGGGCGGAGCUGUGUGCUCCUCAGCACACCAGUAAGCAGGCGGUCAGCAAGUACCUAUUCCACCUGGUGGUCUGGGACCAAAGGGUGUGUUUCCCAGUGCAGAUCAACCAGCUGCCCCGUGAGUCCCAGCUGACUGUGACUCUGUACGCCACGGCUCUACCGCCCCCUGGUGGCACGGAGGAGAAGGGCAAGCAGCGGCGCAGCAUCGACGCGCUGGGCUGGGUGACCAUGCCCCUCUUCAACUUCAGACAUGUUCUGACGUGUGGAAGGAAGCUGCUUGGUCUCUGGCCGUCCAUCCCAGGAAGUGGAAACGCACGCUCAAGCUCUCCCAACUUCAGCCAGCCUGACAGCGUCAUCCUGCAGGUGGACUUCCCCACCUCGGCGUUCGAGGUCCGCUUCAGCACCCCCGGGCCGGCGGACUUCUGCCCGCAGUACGAAUUCUCCAGGCUGGACACAGCCAGCCAGCGCCAGCUGCAAGACGUCCUGCACAAGAAGUCCCUCUUCUGGUUGACGGUGGAGGACAGGCGGCUGCUGUGGGAGAAGAGAGCCUUCUGCCAGGAGGAGAGCGCCGCCCUGCCACUGGUGCUGGCCAGCGCCCCCUGCUGGCAGUGGUCCUGCCUGCCCGACAUAUACGCCCUGCUGAGGCAGUGGGCCUGCCUGAGCCACAUGGACGCUCUGGGGCUGCUGCACGCCUCGUUUCCCGACCAGGAGCUGAGGCGGACUGCGGUGCAGUGGAUGGACUCCAUAUCAGACCCCGAGCUGCUGGACUUCCUGCCUCAACUAGUCCAGGCGCUGAAGUACGAGUGCUACCUGGACAGCGCGUUGGUCCGCUUCCUGCUGCGGAGGGCCAUCGGAGACGUCCGCAUCGCCCACUACCUGUUCUGGCUGCUGAAGGACGCGCUGCAGGACCGUCAGUUCAGCGGGCGCUACCAGCACCUUCUGGCCGCCCUGCUGUGCUGCGCCGGCCGUGGCCUGAGGGAGGAGUUUGAGCGCCAGUGCUGGAUGGUGUCCGUCCUUGCCAAGGUGGCCCAAAGAGUCAGGGACGCCAUGGCCUCCAACAGACAGACGGUCCUUAGGGAGGGUCUGGACGAGAUGAAGCAGUUCUUCUCUGUCAACAGCAGCUGUCGGAUGCCCCUCAACCCUGCCCUGCUGGUGAAAGCCAUCAACGUCCAGUCCUGCUCCUUCUUCAACUCCAACGCUGUUCCCCUGAAGCUGUCCUUCCAGAACGUAGACCCCCACGGAGACAACAUCAAUGUCAUAUUUAAGUCGGGGGACGACUUGCGGCAGGACAUGCUGACCCUGCAGAUCAUCCGCAUCAUGAACCGGAUCUGGAUCCAGGAGGGGCUGGACAUGAGGAUGGUGAUCUUCAGAUGCUUCGCCACCGGCCGGGGGAGAGGCAUGGUGGAGAUGAUCCCCCAGGCAGAGACCCUGAGGAAGAUCCAGGUAGAGCACGGGGUCACGGGCUCCUUCAAGGACCGCCCGCUGGCUGACUGGCUGCAGAACCACAACCCCACCGACGACCAGUAUGAGAAGGCGGUGGAGAACUUCAUCUACUCGUGUGCGGGCUGCUGCGUGGCGACCUACAUCCUGGGGAUAUGCGACCGCCACAACGACAACAUCAUGCUGAAGACCAGCGGCCACAUGUUCCACAUCGACUUCGGGAAGUUCCUGGGUCACGCGCAGAUGUUCGGGAACAUCAAGCGGGACCGCGCCCCCUUCGUGUUCACCUCGGACAUGGCCUACGUCAUCAACGGCGGGGACAAGCCCUCCAGCCGCUUCCACGACUUUGUGGACCUUUGCUGCGAGGCGUACAACCUGAUCCGCAAGCACGCACACCUCUUCCUAAACCUGCUGGGCCUGAUGCUGUCCUGCGGUAUCCCAGAGCUGUCUGACCUGGAGGAUCUGAAGUAUGUCUACGACGCCCUGAGACCCCACGAGUCAGAGGCCGACGCCACCAUGUACUUCACCAGGCUGAUCGAGUCCAGUCUGGGCAGCGUAGCCACCAAGCUCAAUUUCUUCAUCCACAACCUGGCCCAGAUGAAGUUCGCCUCCUCGGAGGAGCGGCCCGUGCUGACCUUCGCCCCGCGGGUCCACACCCUGAAGAGUGACGGGCUCAUCCGCAACCUCUACGUGUGCCGCCACAUCCGCACCUACAGCCCCAGCAAGGGCUACGCCUUCGUGGUGAAGGUGGAGCGAGAGGGGCUCCAGCAAGGGGCAGCAUUGGUCCAGAGGAGCUUUGAAGAGUUCCACGAACUGCACUGCAAACUGCGGCUCAUCUUCCCUUCGUCCAAGCUGCCCAGCUUCCCCAGCCGGUUUGUGAUUGGCCGCUCGCGAGGAGAGUCCAUGGCUGACCGGAGGAAAGAUGAGCUGAAUGGUUACGUGUGGCAUCUGGUCCACGCCGCUCCUGAGGUCGCCCAGUGUGACCUCAUCUACACCUUUUUCCACCCGCUGCCGAGAGACGAGAGACCAGGCACCCCCCUCCAGCCCCUGCACAACAAACCAGCCGAGCUCUCCUGGUCGCCCACCUCGGGGAAGGACAUGGGGGAGGUCAAGCUGUCCAUCUCCUACAAGAGUGACAAGCUGUUCAUCAUGGUCAUGCACAUACGCGGCCUGCCCCUCCAGGACGGGACGGACCCGGACCCCUAUGUGAAGCUCUACCUGCUGCCGGACCCCCAAAAGACCAGCAAGAAGAAGACCAAGGCUGCACGGCGCACCUGCAACCCCACCUACAACGAGAUGCUGGUGUAUGAACGCAUCCCCCACGGGGACCUGGACCAGAGGGUGAUCCACCUGCGGGUGCUGGGGGACGGGCCCUUCUGGGAGAACUCCCUGCUGGGGGAGACUUUCAUCCCCCUGAAGAAGCUCCUUCCUGGUCAGCACUGGGUGGACUGGCAUCGGCUGGGCCUUGAGGGCCUGGAGGUGGCCCGCUGACACACAAGGUGUGUGUGUGUGUGUGUGUGUGUGUGUGUGUGUGUGUGUGUGUGUGUGUGUGUGUGUGUGUGUGUGUGUGUGAAAGAUACAAGAGGAAAGCAAAAAAACGCCUUCCUGAAGAAAGGCUGAUUGACAAUGGAUUGAUCAUCAGCUCUGUGAGGUAGUGGACAUUUUCUCACACCAUAUUUAGUUUUCUUUCAAAUGUGAGUUCUAAUUUCGGCUAAUAUUACAGAGUGAUUUUGUUCAGAUCUUUUAUGUUUUUUUGUUUACAUUGCCCAGUGUGUAGAUAUGCAGAAGUAGAACUAUGCCGUGCAAAUGUGUUUUGCAGGAAAGGAAGGACUAUUUGGACUUAAGAUUUUGACAGUCCUUUAUGUAUAUUCUGUACAGCUCUAGUCUGUGUAUUUUCUGCUGUUGAGUAGCUGUUAUGCUAAAAUGUUGUGCAGCACGAGCUACCUUAGCAGUCAAUGUUACUUGUCAAAACUAACACCACGGGCAGACUCUGUAUUUGGCUUUUAGUCAUUCUAAAUGUUGAGCUGAAAAUUAAAAAUUAACCAAUAUGUAGACUAUUUUUUCUCUUGGGAAGGAUGCAUGGGUGUUGAUUCAUUUGUAUGUGUGCAUGUGUCUUUGUUUGUGUGAGUGUGUGUCCAUAUGAGAGAAUCUGAAUACUUUAUUGGAUUUUAUGCAGUGCCCUUCUGAUUGUAACCCAUCUUUUGUGCUUUUUUUUAUCUGAACUUAUAAAAUCACUGUUUCAUUCCCUUAAAGAUCCUGUGAAUCACAAAGAAUAUGUAUACAUCUUUUUUUAACUAAAUGAAUAUCGGUAACCGCUUAAAAACACUGCAUUACAUGUACUUGUACUUCAAUGCAUCAUUAGAUUUGUGCAGAACUGCAAAACUGUGAGAACCAGUUGAGCCAGAAACCAUGCAGUUAGCUUCCAGGGAAAAUCUAAAUACAGUUUAAAAUGUGGACUGAAUGACUGACACAUAAUCUAACAUGAAGAUCACUUAACUCGUUGGCAUUGAGCUUUAGAUUCACUGCUGAAGUUGUGGAAUUUCUCAAUUUUUGGUGAAAUUUAGAAGUUUCUCUAAAUGGCCCUAGAUCUCAUGGUGAUCUCAGCAUAUUCUGCAAGCACAUUCAAUUGAUGGUGUGAGGUUUCUAUUUUUGAACACUGCCUAUUUCUGUAUGAUGUUUAAAAGUAAGGAGAUGGGAAACCUUGGCUCAUCAUGCAUCAGCACAAAAUGGUCUUCAGAAUUCCAAGAUGGACAGGAGGCUGUUAAAAGAGUGCCAAAAAAUAACUUAAAGGUCAAGAACAGUCUGGGGGUCUAACCUUUGUAACUCUAUCCUGGCUUCACUCAAACAUCAGUCACCAGUAUCAGUUUGGGAUCCUGCCAGCCAAUGAAUGAAAGUAAGGGUGUCGAAGCACUUAUGUAUUUUGGUGAAUCCAAGUAACAGUGAAUCACCAUACAAGUCCUUCACCAAGUGUCCUAAAUAGCAAAGUGCUCUAUUGCUAUUUGUUUGACAAAGAUUUUGGUAAGGAUGUUUCAGUGAAGCCAGGACCGAGAGCUACAGGGAUUUGGUCACAAAGACCUGUGUUGUCGGGCUAUUAUGAGAGGCAUUUGAACCAUGGCCCGUUGAAGGUGUGUUGUAUAUAAUGCGCGUAGCCUUUAAUGUUAAUACGUUCCAAUUGAACUGGAUAUGAUGCAUGUAAAUAAGGCCAAAAUUAUCAAUGUGAUUUGAUUUAACUUUGUUUUUGUGAAUAAAUAACAGCUGUAUUGUAACACUUUUGGAACAUGUUUUUGUAAUAUUAUUUGCACUUCAGAAUACACUUUAAUCUUAAAUCAAGUUAAAGAAUAAAUGUUAUAAUAAUAAUAAUAAUGGAUUGAAUUUAUAUAGCGCUUUUCUAUACACUCAAAGACGCUUUUACAGGGAAGGGGGAACCUCACUAACAACCACCAGUGUGUAGCACCCACUUGGGUGAUGCACGGCAGCCAAUCUGCGCCAGAACGCUCACCACACACCAGCUUGAGGUGGAGAUUGACGGAAUUAAUGAGUCAGCCAAUUAUAGAGGAGGAUGAUUAGGGGGCCAGAAUGAUUGAACCUGGUUGGGCCAGGCUAUCACUGAUCUGUGGAUCAGUGAUCCUGAUUCUGAUUCUGUGGACUGAAUCAGUGAUAACUGAUUCAGUCCACAGAAUCUAUUCAACUUAUUCAACAAAUAAGUUGAAUAGAAAACUAACAGAUGUAGCCUUAGUACUAUAAUCAAACUAGUAUAAUAUUGAUGUUCAACUAACAAAUAUAGCCCUAUUGCUAUAAUAGACCUCUGAAGAAUAAGUCCCGCCACCGAGGCUCCUGGUUCCAUCAGUCAAAUGUCUGGGAAAUCGCAUGUUUUUUUUGAAUGAUCGUAAUGAUCAAACUGUAGGUGGAGAAGAAGUAAAAGCUGCUCACGUUUUGAAAUACCCAUCUUGAUGUACCGCCGCGUCCCUCGCGGAGGCAGGCAACAGGCAGCGGGGCUCCGGUGGGAGACAAUCGCGGGCAACGAUCCCUUUCUCCUCCAUGUCGCAGUUUAUGUACUUCAGAGAGGCAUAUCCAAAUAACAAAGAAAUGUACAACACUUGGGUUACAGUAUGUGUAUUCACACUCACACACACAGACACACACACGUGGCACUCGCACGGUCGUAGAUAAUUGUCUCUAUCGCAAUGGCGCGGCGCACACAGCUUUUGGCCGUGUUCUGUAAAUAUUCUAAAACAAUACGGGUGUUCUGGCGGGAGUCCUGGAGCUCUAUAUCUAAGUGGAGUGGAAACUCUCAUCCGGUUGUUUCUAGUCAUGCCUGCGUCAUCCGCAGAAGCUGAAAGAAGCUUCACUGCCCUCAGAAGGCUCAAGACGUGGCUCCGUUUGACAAUAGGACAGGGAAGAUUGAACCAGGUAGCUCUAUUUCACAUUCAUAAGGCUAAACUUGACCUUGUGGAUCGCAAAACGAUCUGUCAGGAAUUUGUUGCUUCCAGUGAUAGACGCAAAAAGGUAUUUGGUACAUUUUAAUGUAGUUCAAAGACAGGACCUCCGAACCCUAUAUGAUGAGGCCACCCGCUCUCUCAGGCAGGCCUGUCGUAAAGCCGAAAGAAAAUCGAAAAAGGAUCACCUUACUGUCUCCUUUGAAAUCCUUUGAAAAACUGCUUUAGCUGCUUUCCAGGCUGCAGCAAAAAAAGCCAGGGCAAAGCACCUCUCUGAUUUGAUCAGUAAACACUCAAACAGACCAAACAUUUUAUUUAGCACUAUUAACUCUGUUAUCAACCCUGUUAACUCCCCAGCUGCUGAUGUAUCUACUGCUACCUGUGAGGAAUUCCUUAAGUUUUUCAUUAACAAAAUAGAGAACAUC
Messenger RNA from Gadus chalcogrammus (walleye pollock), 7186 nucleotides. It is a transcript of the gene pik3c2b, whose product is annotated as phosphatidylinositol-4-phosphate 3-kinase, catalytic subunit type 2 beta. Gene Ontology annotation, molecular function: 1-phosphatidylinositol-3-kinase activity; phosphatidylinositol binding; 1-phosphatidylinositol-4-phosphate 3-kinase activity. NCBI's taxonomy places the organism in Eukaryota, Metazoa, Chordata, Actinopteri, Gadiformes, Gadidae. Gene Ontology annotation, cellular component: phosphatidylinositol 3-kinase complex; plasma membrane; cytoplasm. Gene Ontology annotation, biological process: cell migration; phosphatidylinositol 3-kinase/protein kinase B signal transduction; phosphatidylinositol-mediated signaling. The record is from RefSeq and is a predicted model, not a curated record.